AGUCCAGCUGAAAAAAUGCAAACAGUCGGUCGUGACUCUGUCACUCCGUUAGCAAAAACAGAACCAGGCUGCUCUAGCCUCCCUGUGACGGCGAUGACCGGAAGUGAUGUACUAAAAGCGGGACACGUGUGCCGCGCGGCGGAAGUAGCUGUAAAAAAAUUUAGCGGUGUUGCCCGCAGCGGCUGGAUCGUGGAAACUGGGUGAUGGGGAAACAGAAGAAAGCAAGGAAAUAUGCUGUCAUGAAACGCAUGAUCAGCCUUCGUGAUCAGCGCAUUAAAGAGAAAGACCGAGCAAAAGCUAAAGAAAAAAAGAAAGAAGAUCCCAGUGCCAUCAAAGAGACAGAAGUCCCCAAAUAUCCUUCGUGUUUAUUCUUCCAAUAUAACACACAACUAGGACCUCCGUAUUACAUUUUAGUGGAUACCAAUUUUAUUAAUUUUUCCAUUAAAGCCAAAUUGGAUCUAGUACAAUCAAUGAUGGAUUGUCUCUAUGCCAAAUGCAUUCCUUGUAUCACAGAUUGUGUCAUGGCUGAAAUUGAGAAAUUGGGACAGAAAUAUCGUGUAGCUUUAAGGAUAGCAAAAGAUCCCCGAUUUGAACGCUUGCCAUGUACUCACAAAGGAACCUAUGCUGAUGACUGUUUGGUACAGAGGGUCACCCAGCACAAAUGUUAUAUAGUGGCUACUGUAGACAGAGACCUGAAGCGAAGAAUACGAAAGAUCCCAGGAGUACCAAUAAUGUAUAUAUCCAAUCACAGGUAUAACAUUGAGCGGAUGCCUGAUGAUUACGGAGCUCCUCGGUUUUAAAUAUGAUAGAAAAAGUUCCAUGUUGAAUUCCAGAACACUGGGACAGUUAUAAUGAACUUCUAAUCUCGGUUCAUUUCUUAUCGUGCUUGGAAUUUAAACUAAUUUGUUAAACAAAUCUCUUCCAGACAAAAUGGACAUUCUAUUCCAUGUUCUGGAAUCUAAUAUAAACAUUCGUAUUGCUUGUAAA
Messenger RNA from Pseudonaja textilis, 987 nucleotides. It is a transcript of the gene FCF1, whose product is annotated as FCF1 rRNA-processing protein. The record is from RefSeq and is a predicted model, not a curated record. NCBI's taxonomy places the organism in Eukaryota, Metazoa, Chordata, Lepidosauria, Squamata, Elapidae. Gene Ontology annotation, cellular component: small-subunit processome.